Molecule: messenger RNA, 1435 nt
Organism: Lolium perenne
Lineage: Eukaryota; Viridiplantae; Streptophyta; Magnoliopsida; Poales; Poaceae
Source: RefSeq, a predicted model, not a curated record
AAACCUUCAAUGGGUGCAUAUCACAGCCAGCCUUUAGCACCCAAGUGUGCUCCUAGAAAAGAGAAUGGCGGAAUCAAGUAUGCCGUGUCAUCUCUGCAAGGACUUCGUGAUGAAAUGCAAGAUGCUCAUGCAGCUAUCCUAGAUUUAGAUGGUUCUGGUUUCACAUCAUUCUUUGGUGUUUAUGAUGGCCAUGGAGGAGCUCAAGUAGCACUGUAUUGUUCUAGACAAUUUCACAUUGAGCUUGCGAAUGAUCCAGAAUAUGAUAACAAUCUACGUGUCGCAUUGGAGCGCGUGUAUUUCAGAAUAGAUGAGAAGUUACAACAAUCGGAUGCAUGGAGGGAGUUGGUUUCUCCCCCGGGUAAAGGAAAUUUGAUAAGGUUUCCCAAGAUUGAUGAUUGUUUUGUUGAGCUUUUGCCAUGGAAGCAUAAUUUGAUUUUGGAUUUUUCGGUUGUAUGCCUCAGUUUGGAAUUUGUUCUGCAGGUACCCUAUACUGGCCCCCUACAUGAAGGAACCACAGCAUGUGUGGCUCUCAUCAGAGGCAACCAGAUCAUUGUUGGAAAUGCUGGUGAUUCCCGUUGUGUGCUCUCAAGGAAUGGUCUGGCAAUUGAUCUGUCCACCGAUCACAAGCCAAACCAUCAACAUGAAAGAGAGAGAAUUGAAGCAGCGGGAGGACAAGUAGUUAGGACGGAAUCGGGCCUCUAUUGCAUCAAUAACGAAAAAAUAUCCACAUCCAGAGCAAUUGGUGAUUUUCAGUACAAGCAGAAUAAAACUUCGCUUCCUGCAGAACAAAUGGUGACAUGUAACCCUGACAUUUGCACUGUGGACAUAACCAAUGAUACUGAUUUUCUUCUUAUAGCAAGUGACGGUGUCUGGGAUGUGAUGACAAGUCAACAGGCGGUUGAUUUUGUACGCCAGUACAUGCAAUCGGGGGAGACAGAUCUGCAUGUCAUCUGCGAGUCACUUCUUGAUUCAUGUGUGAGCUCGAUGGACAAUUCGACCGUGAUACUGGUUCAGUUCAAGGGCGGCGCCGAGAUCGUUGGAGGGCAGUCCAGCGGUCGCUCCGGUCGGUGCGAGCUCCGAGAUCGUCCAAGUGCAACCCACCAACCCCAGUGAGGACGAACGAGAAGGAAUCCCUCUGAUGACAGAAGGUGCUUCUGAGACUUGUUCGAGGAUGGAUGAAUGAGUUUUGAAUUUUGGUGAAGAGUGAUCCCUGUGUUGGGAAGAUUACUGUUAUAAUUUUGCUAUCUGUCGUGGGCAGAGUUGGUGUAUUACAAAUCUAAUGUGUAGGCUGAUACGACACCAUACAUAGCAUAGGUGUGGACAGUUGCUUUUGCUUUGUAGCCUUCACUGCGUAGUAGUUUUUGCCGGAGUUUUCCUAGAGAUUUUUGCCAUACAGCCACUUGGAUCACGUACACUCUGUUUCUUGUUCUGACAU